Molecule: messenger RNA, 2706 nt
Organism: Cyclopterus lumpus (lumpfish)
Lineage: Eukaryota; Metazoa; Chordata; Actinopteri; Perciformes; Cyclopteridae
Gene: ppp4r2b
Product: protein phosphatase 4, regulatory subunit 2b
Exons: 9
Coding region: 118-1485 (455 amino acids)
Biological process (GO): protein dephosphorylation
Cellular component (GO): nucleus; protein phosphatase 4 complex; cytoplasm
Molecular function (GO): protein phosphatase regulator activity
Source: RefSeq, a predicted model, not a curated record
ACGGCGCCAUAUUAAAAUGCUCCCUCCUCUUUGCCUGUGAGGUCUUAGCUUCGUUAGCAGCAGCUAAACGGCAGCCUGCUUCUUACAUCCACUAGACGGACAGAGAGCGACGGCGUGAUGGAAAUUGACUCGCUUCAAGAGGCGCUCAGAGAUUUUGAGAAGAAAGCAAAGUCGGAGUCGUCUCCUCUUCUGGAGCAGUUUCUAUGUCAUAUUGCCAAGACUGGAGAGACCAUGGUUCAAUGGUCUCAAUUUAAGAACUACUUCCUGUUUAAAUUGGAGAUGGUGAUGGAUGACUUUAGCUCCUCGGCACCUGAGCAAAGAGGUCUCGCAAAUCCCAACGUGGAAUCAAUUCCAUUUGAAGAUAUGAAGGAGAGAAUCCUGAAGAUUGUGAAGGGUUACAAUGGAAUUCCAUUUACGAUCCAGCGCUUGUGCGAGCUGCUCACAGAACCCAAGAGGAACUACACAGGAACUGAUAAGUUCCUUCGGGGCGUGGAGAAGAAUGUAAUGGUGGUAAGCUGUGUUCACCCAACCUCGGAAAAAAAUGGCUGCAGUGCUGUCAACAGAAUGAAUGGAGUGAUGCUUCCUGGGAACACAUCUGCUUUUACAGAGAGGAAAGUGAACGGUCCUGGAACUCCCCGGCCGCUGAACCGACCGAAGGUGUCUCUGGCCAACUCACUAGCAGCCAAUGGCCUGCCAGACAGCACAGACGACAAAGACCUCAACACGGAGCAAGAAGAUGACGACGAUGACGACAAAGACUCCAGCGAGGUUUCAGCAUCGGGGGGUUCCCUGGGGAGCUCAGUGAAGAACAAACACCAAGAGGACGAGGAAGAGGACAUGGAAGCCGAGCACCAGGAAGUGAAGAGACUCAAGUUCAGCAAGGACGACGAGGACGACGAGGAUGACGAGGAGGACGAGGAAGAUCAGGAGGCAGACGCGCUGAGGCCUUCGAGCACCGCCUGCCUCUCAAAAGAGGCAGAAGCCAUGGUCCAGGAGGACGAGGAGGAGGAGAAGGCUGGGUACAGCAAGGAGAACGAAGCCUCCAGCAGUGCGGCUGCCGCUGAGGACCAAGAACCAACAAGCAGCACGCAGGCCGAGGUGUGUGCGGGCUCCGGUCCGGAGGCUGAGCAGGCCGAGAGGGAGGUGCCAUGCGGCUCCCAGGAGGAGGGCACUGACAUGGAUCAGACGGAGCAGCAGGCACCUGCAGGCGUCCUGGAGAGCCCCGAGACCAGCAGGGACAGCGAGGAGAGCAACAGUGACCCAGUCAGCAGCAGCAGCAGCAGCAGCAGCAGCAGUAGUAGCAGCAGCAGCAGCAGCAGCAGCAGCAGUGGUAGCAGCUGUAGCAUAGAGGAGAGUGCAGAAGCAACCAGAGAAGACGUAGCGCUCGCUCCCUCCAGCAGUACGUCUGAACCUCCUACAGAGGGCGCCAUGGAAAGUGCCACCUUGAACACUGGGACCACUGAGGAGCCCAUGGAGCAGGACUAGACUGAAUGCCCCCCUCUCACCCCCCACCCCCCUGCAGCCAUGUGUGACCAUGAACCAGCUUGUCCUUGAAUCCAGCUUGACUGUCACUGGGAAUGAGGACAACUAUACCUCGUACACAGGACAGACGCCUCGUCCCACUUUUGGACACUCCUCCAAAAUGGCUACCUGGCAUUGAUGUGGGCAUACAAAUAAAUUUUCAUUUGAAGUUUUCUUUCUUUUUAACUGGAAUAUUUUAUUGAUCUUAUUAUCCUCUGUUUUAAAGUUUCCCUUUUUAAAAGGGGUUGGUUUCAGCAGUUUUGAGUUUCUUGGCUGGAUUCUUUUUUUUUUUUUUUUUUUUUAAAUUUUUACAUUCAGUGGGGUUGUUCGGAUGCUGGGGUGGUCUGGUUCUUUUUUUCUUCUACCACUCACUCAACCAUGUGGACACUGUGACAAGGCAGUCAACAUUACGCCCGGUGUACCACACUGCCAGGGUCAGAACAGCCACAACAGCCCCUGAUUAUUUAUGAAAUGGUUAGCGAUAUGAGCGACCACCACCAUUUCUGUUCCUGACUGAACUUAGUCAAGCAGCGACCCGAACGCGACAACCCACCACCGCUAUAUUCUUAUUACUCCACCAAGUUCCACCAGGCUGUUGAGAACGUGUUUUAAAUGAGAAUUCUCUAUCCUUAUGAGAUGGGAGACUUUUUUUUUUUUCUUCUUCCCCUUAUGUCCUUAUAAUUAUUUUAACCAUAUUUUGUUUUGCAUUGAUACACUAACAAUACAAUGACAUGCUACCUUGUUGAGGCGUCUUCUGUAAAAUGAUAUAUUUUGGAUGCAUAAAACCACCAUAAUUUAUAUGAUCAAUUAAAUUAGUUACUUUGGAGUAUGUUUUUUUUUCUUUUUCUUUUCUUUUUUGGUUUCGUCUGCCAGUUGUAGUUUACAAAACCAGCUGUAAAUACAAAGAUGACUUCUGCUUUUCUUUGUAUCGUGAUGUCACCAUGUUGUUUCACCGACCGAUGUCCGGAGCAGUCUCUGGUUCCAGUUCUACACCUGUUUCUGCAGCUGUACUUUUUGAUAUUUAGAAUUUUAAAUUUCUGUAAAGUAGAUUUUUGUAGAUUGUAAUACAGUAUGUGUUCACUGCCUUUGUGAAACCAUAUAUAAUUGUAUAAUUUCUGUGUAUACUCUGAAUGCUUCUGCUUUCAGUGCGGUAUUCAGAAACGGCAAUAAAUGUUAACAUUUUUA